Messenger RNA from Vombatus ursinus (common wombat), 591 nucleotides. Its product is annotated as oocyte zinc finger protein XlCOF15-like. NCBI's taxonomy places the organism in Eukaryota, Metazoa, Chordata, Mammalia, Diprotodontia, Vombatidae. The record is from RefSeq and is a predicted model, not a curated record. The transcript is spliced from 2 exons. Bases 1 to 591 code for a protein of 196 amino acids.
AUGAAGAGCACACAGGACCAACUGUUAUCUGGCUGUGCCAUACCUAGACCUGACUUGAUAACCCACACUGAACAAGAAGAGUCACUCAUUAGCAAUCAAGGGAACUUGGAAACAGGAGGCUUUGCAGUCUGCAGCAGUGAUGAUGAACAUCUUGACUUGAAAAACACAGAGAACUGGUCUGGACUCUUACCAUUCUGCUGCAAUGAGUGCAGCAAAGGCUUCACCAACAAGUCUCAGCUAGCCAAUCACAUUGGAGUUCAUAGACCAAAAAAACACUUCCAGUGCACUGAGUAUGAAAAGAACUUUGCCCAAAAAUCCCAACUGCUCAGGCACCAGCACCUGCACAUGGGGGAUAGGCCCUUCCAGUGCCCAGAGUGUGACAAGAGCUUUGGAGUAAAGGAGGACAUGAAGGCCCACCAGUACCGGCAUAGGGAGGAAAAGCCAUUUUCCUGCAGUGACUGUGGUAAGGGCUUCACCAUGCAUCAUUAUCUCACUGAUAACAUCAGAAUACACAUAGGCAAAAAGUCCUUCCAGUGCCCAGAGUGUGGCAAGAGCUUUCUAAUGAAAGCAGACAUGAGAGUCCACCAGUGA